Molecule: messenger RNA, 2544 nt
Organism: Macadamia integrifolia
Lineage: Eukaryota; Viridiplantae; Streptophyta; Magnoliopsida; Proteales; Proteaceae
Exons: 7
Coding region: 454-2031 (525 amino acids)
Source: RefSeq, a predicted model, not a curated record
UCAUAUGCUUCUGUUUGGGGCUGUGCAUGUGAAUCGAGAAACUGAAGGCUCUUCUUCUUCUUCUGCAGGGCCAGCCGCCCUCAGGGCAGAGAGGAAGCAGGAGAAGCAGCAGCAAAAGCAAGUGCAGAUAAUCAAGUAGAGUUAGAUUCUCACCGCAAAUGAGCAGACGGAGACUGAGAGAUGCCGCAUGAGUUGCUGUAAGCUUUACUUUCAAGCCAGUACGAGUGAGUUCGAUUCCUGUAAAAAAUUUCACUUGUACUUUCGAAUGGUUUAUACUGGUGAAGGAUUGAGAGGGACCCUUUAGAGUACUCAAUCUUAAACGGGUACGUCUGAAGAUUUAAAUGGAUUGGAUUUAUCCAUAUAAAGAGGGUGUGGAGUCCAGCUGCUGAUGAUUUAUGAACGAGUGUCUCCAAUCUUGUCAGGAGAAUUAGUUAAUUUUUGGUGAAUUUCAGUAUGGGUCCUGCCCAAGUCUUAGGUGAUUUAGGCCCGGAAAUACAUCUGGAAACCACUGCCAAAGUUCCUUCUGACAAAGAGAACAGAAGUUCCUCAGCAAUCCAAGAUGAAAAGGGUCUGAAGUGUAUGAGCAAUUAUGAGGACACCACAUUUGACAUGGAAAUUUUGUUGGAUCAUCAUAUUACUACAGCAGAUGAGACUGUUGAUACGGAGGUUGACAUAAUUGAAUGUGUGAAAGCUGAUGACCUCAGGUUGGCUGAAGUUGAAGAUCCAAAUGCGACUGAAUAUUCCAGUUCUUUUGAUACAAUUUUGGGAACUGCAGAUGGUUCAAGGUUGAGUGAUGCUGAAGUGGAGUCAAGAUUCUGUGGUGAUAGUGCGUCUGUUUUUGAUGGAUUUGAUACUGUGUUCAGAACAAGGAAAAAGAAGUUGACAGCUCAUUGGAGGAGGUAUAUACGACCUCUAAUGUGGCGGUGCCAAUGGUUAGAACUGAGGAUUAAGGAAUUUCAGUCCCAGGCAUUAAAGUAUGACAGAGAGCUUGCUGCAUAUGAUCAAAGGAAGCAGUUUGCUUCAGGGCAACUUGCAUUAGAAGGGUGUUGUAUGAGGUCACUACCAUUUCCUAGGCAGUUUCAGAGGAAAAAGGCCAUGAAGAGGAGAAAAAGGAAGAGAAUUGAAGAUACAAUUGAUAUUUCAUCAUAUAUGUCAUGCCAUAGCCUGUUCUCAUAUUAUGAGAAUAAGAGGUCUGAGGUAGAUGGUAUCUCUUUGGAUGAUGAUUGUGGUAAUCAAGUUAUUGUAGCAGAUCAAAAUGCCAAUGACAAUGGUGAGUUUGAUGUUGAUUACGAAUGGUCAUCACUUGAAUUUGGAGAUGGUGAUAAUCCUUUAGAGCAAAUCCUUUGGAAGAUUGAGGUUGUGCAAUCGAGAGUCCACAAAUUGAAUACCCAGCUUGAUAAGGUGAUCAGAAGUAAUGCUGGGUGGUUCUCUUCUGCAGAGAAUUUGAACCUGCUUCUGCCAUCUGAGGUGCCUUCAAGUUUUGCUCGAAGUCCUACCAUCUCUCCAGGCAACGGAGACACCACACAGGUUGGGGUUUUAUGUACUCCACCUCCGCAUGUCUCGGAGUAUGAGAUUGGAGAUCUGGUUCUGCCUGAAAGUGCAGUUUCAAGCUAUGGAGAGGUGACUGCUCCUUUUACUGACAUAAUUGAAAGCACAAUGGGACUACUAUCUGCUGCUGAUAUUGCUCUGGAUCAGCCACAGAUUGGUGAUUCUUGUGAAGAUAUUGUGGACGACGUUCUGAUACAUAAUCAGGCAAUUCAGGAAGAGUUGCAUUCUAUUGAAAGUUUUAAGAGUCGGCCCUCAGAGAAGCCUCUUGAACUAGUGAUAGAGCAAGAGAACAAGAUUUCUCCAGUUCGAGUGGCAGAACCUGACCUUACCCAAAAGACCAUAGUGGCUGAGGAGCAGUCUACUCUUAAGUCUUGCUUAGCGUCCGACUUUCAGGUCCCCAAGAGCAACAAGAGAAAGCGAGGGGAGCGGAAAGCUGGUUCUGGUGGUUGGAGCCAGAAAUCGUCAGGUGAGCCCGACCAUUGAACUCAUGUUUUAAGUAUUUGGUAUUGGCAGAGGCUGAUACCAAUUCCUGAUCAAUCCUGUAUUGGUGUGACAGUAGGGGCCAGGGGCUAAUCUGUCGCCCCUAAAAAAUUUCACCAAAAGUGAAGGUAAAACCAUCUGAUCUGUAUCAGUAUUGCUGUUACAGAUUACUAAAACAAUUAUUGAGCUUGAAGCUAUUCUUGGAAUUGGCCUUAGUUUUGGAAAUGGAGGCACUGAACGAAGAAUGGUCCAGUUUCUCUCUCUUAAGAGAUGCAAGAAACAUUUAUGUUGUAAAUUUUCUUAUUUUGAUCUCUCACUCUCUUUUUGGCUCAGUUAUCUUGAGAAUCCAAAACUCAAAAGAGAAUUGGUUUUUGUCUUAUAUUGAAUCAAGUCUGGGCUCAGCGUUAUUGGAGUUAUAGGUUUUUUUACUUCCAGAAUCCAUUCCAAUGAUGACAGGAACUGUGUUUACGAGCUGUAACUUUUACUUUGUUUCAAGUGAGUCAAAUCUUUGUCACA